Molecule: messenger RNA, 3135 nt
Organism: Pseudozyma hubeiensis SY62
Lineage: Eukaryota; Fungi; Basidiomycota; Ustilaginomycetes; Ustilaginales; Ustilaginaceae
Exons: 1
Coding region: 1-3135 (1044 amino acids)
Biological process (GO): maturation of SSU-rRNA from tricistronic rRNA transcript (SSU-rRNA, 5.8S rRNA, LSU-rRNA)
Cellular component (GO): t-UTP complex; 90S preribosome; small-subunit processome
Molecular function (GO): protein binding; RNA binding
Source: RefSeq, a predicted model, not a curated record
AUGGUGUCAAUAAACCAUCAGAGCGCCUUGGCUGACGCUCACCAGACAUCUCUCGCCAUUCAUCGUGUCCGCUUUGUCAAUUGGUCGCCUUCCACCGUCACAGCCAUCGCAGUAUCGCCAUCCUUCGCAGGCACCGCAAGAGGCCUUCUCGCCAUCGGCAGACAGAACGGCAACAUCGAGCUUUGUACCUGGGUCGGUCCUCGCGCAGCUCAGAAGUCCGAAUUCGACGACAGGUCCUUCCAGUCCGAUGCAGCUGGCUGGGCUGUCCACACCAUCUUGCCCGGUCAGAUCAAUUCCAAGAUCGAGCAGCUCUGCUUUGUCAACCCGCCGAACCAGGAUUCAACUCAGGCACGCAAGUUGCGUCUAUUCAGCAUCUCUGGUGGCUCUAUCGUAACAGAGCAUUUCAUCCCGCUCCACCUCGCCAAGCUCGGAGCUCGAAGGGACGUCGACGUUGACCAAGAUGCUGAAUCCAGCAGAUCAAAGCCAGGCACCGUCUCUUCGCUCUUUGGCAGCAAGUCAGCGUCCAACCUUGACCCGCACUAUCCCGGCGAGACGAGGACCCUGCCUUCCCUUGCCGGCGCAGUGUGGAGUAUGGCGCCUAGCGCCACCGGCCGAUACCUUGCACUCGGCUGCGAAGAUGGCUCCGUCAGGAUCAUCGACCUCGAAAACGACCGCUUCGAGCAUCUCGCCAGCACCUCUGGUCAAGACCGCAAAAUCGUGCCUAGGUUCGGCAAGGCAAAGGGCAAAGUCAUCAGCCUUUGCUGGGGUCCACCGAUUCGCUCCAGCAAGCCAUCUUCCCAGCCUAAGACCUCCAACAGCGACGACGACAGCGAAAGCAGCAGCAGCAGUGACGACAGCGAUGACGAUGACGACGAUGAUGAUGUCGACGAUGCAAGUCAGUGGCGCGAGUCUUUCCUUGUAGGUGGGCUUGCCCUCUCAACCGCAGUAGUCUGGGAUGCAUCGACUGGAAACAUCUCCACCAAACUCACUGUCCAAAAGAAUCGCACCGAGUCUACCAUCGUAUGGAGUGUCGCCACCCUGCCCGAUGGCACCAUCGUCACUGGUGAUUCCACCGGUCGCGUCACUUUCUUCGACGCGCGUACGCGCAUCCCGAUCCCCGAGGCCACCUUCCGCGCGCAUGCUGCCUCCUCCGAUGUUCUCGCGCUCUGUGUCGGUCCCGACGGUAAAACUAUCUACAGUGCGGGCGUGGACCAGAAAGUAGCCGAAUACACCAAGAUUGACACUUCCAACGGUCGCGGCCGAUGGAUUCAGAUCGCGUCCAGGCGAUUGCACGCUCACGAUAUUAGGGCUCUGGCUCUCGAUCCGCCGUACUCUCCCUUGGAUGCCGCUCAAGCCAUUGUCAACAACACCGAUGGCAGCGUCAAGCCCAGUCGUCUUCCUGUCCUCCUCAGCGGCGGUGUCGAUUUCAACCUUGUCCUCACACCAGCAGCGCCGCCUUCGGCCAUCGUAAGAGCGCAGAAGUCUUCGACCAUCGCUUCCAUCCCUUCUGCUGCAGCCAAGUCAAAGCAGCCGACUCUCAAACAGGUCGAGCAGGAACAUGCUUCCAUCAACCCCAUCUCUUCCAACCCUCUCACCACCUUCGCCGACACCACGCAGCGCCGCGUGCCCUUCGUGCCCACCGCCUCGCGCAGUGGAUUGCUGGGAGGCGGAUCCGUCGCGGCCCUCUGCCCUAGCAAGGGCUGGAUCGUUCUGCGUCGCGAACAGUCUAUCGGCAUCUGGGACCUCGGAAGCCAGUCCGAGCUGCUCUCGGUCGCACAAGCAUCUCAGGCCGGCGAGUCGCUGCAGCAGAAGGCUCCUAGCUGGGCAAAGCUGCUCGAGAUGGAAGUCAAGGUCGACUCGAACCUCGUCUGCGUCGCCAUCAGCAACGACGGCCGUUACCUCGCGCUCUCGGACCUGUACGAGACCAAGCUGUUCGAACUCAAACAGCGACGUCGACCUGAUGGGGAGCCCGUCGAGAUCGAGCCCAAGAAGAUCAAGAGCUUCGGUAGGGUGUUUGGUGGUCAGGAGAGGAUCGCUCCCUCGGCGAGCGCGUUGAAGUUUUCGCCCGAUUCGACGAGACUGGUCGUAUGCUCCCUCACCGGCGCUUACGUGCACAUCAUCGAGUUGCCCUCCAACCCCAACGGCGACACCUGCAAGCUUCUGCGCAGCUUCGGCCACCACCGAAAAGCCGCGUCCACCGCCAACGACCAGAGGCAGAUCGCUGGCCGCAAAGUCAACGGCGAUCUCAAUGGCCACGCCAACGGCACCCACGCCGCACAGCCGCAACCGUCGGAUCGAGUCGAGAGGACCACGACGACGAUCAUCCAACACGCCGAGAUCUCGCACGACGGAGCGUGGCUCUCCACCAUGUCGUCCGAUCUGCAGCACCACAUCUUCUCGUUGGAUUCGUUGACGUACGGACGCACGCUGCCGUCGCCGGCGAGCCUGCCUUCGGGGGUGGUGUUCCACCCUUCGACGUCGGCGAGGUUGAGCAGCAUGCUGACGUUGGUGUUUGCGGACAACAAGGUCGAGUUCUGGGAUGUGGAGAGUGGGAAAGAGCUCAUCACGGAUGCGGUACCAACGGUCCCUGCUGCACACAACGAAGGCGGCCUCAGCCGAAGCCAACGCAAACGGGCCAACCAACAAGCUCGAUCCGCUGCCCCCACCACCGCCACCCCUACCUCGGCCACCGACUCCCGCACCGCCCUCAUCUCCUCCCUCACCUCGCUCAAGCACACCCUCCAGCUGCGCCUCUCUUCGCUCCGCGACUUUUCCAUCUCGGCGCUCUGGUGCGGCGACGCCUCGAGCGCCGACCUCUCGCGCUACACGCUCGUGCUGUACGGCGCCACGUGGAUGUGCACCGCCCGCGCCGUCUCCGUUGAGACGCAAGACGCUCAGGGGGAUAUCGAGAUGCACGACGACGCCGACGUCGCCACUGCUGCUGCUGCCGGCGGCGGUCCGGCGUGGGUGGUGAGGACGACGGCAAAGUACCAGCCGCUGUUGCUGGUCGCCCAGCUGGCGGUCGAGGACGCGGAUAAGACGGCGGCACACCUGGUCGUGGUCGAGAGACCCUACUUUGAGCUGGCGAAGAAGCUCCCUGCCGCUUUCCACCGUGGUGCUCGAUACGGAGCCUAA